ACUUCUGGGUGUGAGGGGAAGGGUCUUGGGUACUCGGAGUCCUGAGCCUGGAGAGAUGAUGGUUAAACUUCUGGGAAUCAAGUAGAACUCCUGAGUCCUUGGCACUGACGUAUGUUGAGUGGAGGGUCAGCAUGCCCUGCUCCGGGUUGGCGAUGCUGGAGGUGGGCCUUGGACCAGAGAAAAUGCUUUAAUUAAGUGACAAGCGGGCAGAGGCCUCUGUUCCAGGUGCCGGCCGCCACGGGCGCUGCUGACGGCACGGGAAGCAGACCCUGUUCCCCUCCAGCCUCCGGCGUUGGAAUGGCUGCCGCCGCGCGGUGCAAGUCUGGAAAGUAGCAGUUUGGCACGGGACCCUAGAAUUCUCCAAAAGGAGCCACUAGGGCCUGGGAUUCUGGAAUUUAAGUGUGGACGGGGUGGUGGGUGCGAGAGCGGAGACCCUGGUGGGCGCGGGGACACCUGCAGGCUGGAGGCCCCCGCGAGCUCCCGCGGCAGCCUGGCAAACAGGUUCUCCAUCCCCGGGGAGGACGCAGCAGGGGCGGAGAAUCGCCCCGCUCGCCGGGACCAGGUGCGGGGGCCCUGCCCAGCCGCUGGGGCGUGGCCAGGCUCGAGGUACCCAGGUGCCUGGGGCCGACUCUAAGCCCUGGCGCCGGGAAGGAGAGGGCGGCGGAUUGGACCUCCCGGCUCCAGCUUUGCAGCUGGGCGCGCGGCCUCCGGGUCCACGCAAGGAUGCGGCGGCUGCUUGGAAGCCAGGUAGGCUGCCCGGGGUGAAGCUCUCGUGCAGGUCAAUGCCGGGACGGCGGGGCCGGGCGCGGUCCCUUGCAUGCCGGAUCUGGGCAGCGGUGGGUCCAAGGGCCAUCGCCCUAGCCCGGGGCGCUAGGGCUCGGCGUCAGGGGAGGGGCGGGGCUCCAUCUUCUUGGCACCUGCCCGGCCCGGGAGGGCGGAGGCUGCUAACCUCCCGGCCGCGCCCCCUCCUUCCUCCCCUCCCCAAGCCCUCGCUGCCAGUCCGGGCAGGCUGCUCGGAGGGGAGGGCUGCGGGGCCGGAGAGCCGGGCGCCUGGCGUUCCGGGGGCCGCCGGAUAUGGCCAGCCUUGGUGGACGGCGCGCUCUGGCCACCCGAAGCGUGGAUCUGCCCCCUUCAAGGAGCUCAGCCAUGUGGCCACUGAGCCAUCGUCACCUCUGUCUGGCCUUCCUGCUAGUCUGUGUCCUCUCUGCAAUCUCCUUCUUCCUCCACAUCCACCAAGACAGCAUUCGACACGGCCUAGGCCUGUCGGUCCUGUGUCCAGACCGCCACCUGGUGACACCCCCCGUGGCCAUCUUUUGUCUGCCGGGUACCCCGAUGAGCCCCAACACCUCCUCUCCCUGUCGCCAGCACCCUGCCUCCCUCUCCGGCACCUGGACGAUCUACCCCGAUGGCCGGUUUGGUAACCAAAUGGGGCAGUAUGCCACGCUGCUGGCCCUGGCCCAGCUCAACGGUCGCCGAGCCUUCAUCCUGCCCGCCAUGCACGCCACACUGGCCCCGGUCUUCCGCAUCACGCUGCCCGUGCUGGCCCCAGAGGUGGACAGCCGCACGCCCUGGCAGGAGCUGCGGCUUCACGACUGGAUGUCGGAGGAGUACGCAGACUUGGGGGAUCCUUUCCUGAAGCUCUCCGGCUUCCCCUGUUCCUGGACUUUCUUCCAUCAUCUCCGGGAACAGAUCCGCAGCGAGUUCACGCUGCACGACCACCUUCGCGAAGAGGCGCAGAGCGUGCUGCGGCGGCUCCGCCUGGGGCGCUCGGGGGACCGGCCGCGCACGUUUGUGGGCGUCCACGUGCGCCGUGGGGACUACCUCCAGGUGAUGCCUCAGCGCUGGAAGGGCGUGGUGGCCAACAGCGCCUACCUCCGGGAGGCCAUGGACUGGUUCCGGGCACGGCAUGAAGCCCCGGUGUUUGUGGUCACCAGCAACGGCAUGGAGUGGUGUAGAGAAAACAUCGACACCUCGAAGGGCGAUGUGAUGUUUGCUGGCGACGGACAGGAGGCUUCCCCGUGGAAAGACUUUGCCCUGCUCACGCAGUGCAACCACACCAUCAUGACCAUCGGCACCUUCGGCUUCUGGGCUGCCUACCUGGCUGGCGGAGACACUGUCUACCUGGCCAACUUCACCCUGCCAGACUCUGAGUUCCUGAAGAUCUUCAAGCCCGAGGCCGCCUUCCUGCCCGAGUGGGUGGGCAUUAACGCAGACCUGUCUCCACUCUGGACACGGGCUGAGCCUUGAGAGCUGGGGAGACUUUCCGGAAUAGCCUGAUCUCUCUAGAGCCAGCAGCAGUCUGUGGCUCCAGAAGCCUGGCAUCUUCUGGAGAAGCUUGUGGCGUUCCUGAAGCCAAUGGGCACCCUUUUCCAGAGCGAUUCUAGUUGGGAGAGUUGGAGAGAAGGGGGACCUUUCUGGAACUGUCUGAACAUCUAGAACCAGCAAAAUGUCUUUUUCUGAUGGCUGGCAGGCAGUUCUAGAAGCCACAGUGCCCACCUGCUUUUCCCAGCCCAUAUCUCGAGUAGUUCCAGAUGGCCGUGCCCAGGAAUAGAAAACUCUCCCUCUGCUCUUUUCUAUAAAAGGUUUACUGCUCCCCUGUGUCCUCAGAAGACUGAGGGAACACAUGGUUGGUCCAGAGCAAGCAUUCAGCAAGUCCCGUUCUGUGUUUCUGGAGUGAUUCUAGAAGGCGACUUGUUCUAGAGAGGGCCAGGUUCGAUGCCUUUGAAGAACCCUGCAGGGCCCUUCUGGAGGGGAUGGCGUUCUGGAAAUCCAGAUAACUAAGGUGAAGAAUCUUUUUGUUUUUUUGUUUUUGGAGACAGGGUCUUGCUCUAUUGCCCAGGUUGGAGUCUGGAGUACAG
Sapajus apella (tufted capuchin) is the source of this 2858-nucleotide messenger RNA. It is a transcript of the gene FUT1, whose product is annotated as fucosyltransferase 1 (H blood group). The record is from RefSeq and is a predicted model, not a curated record. Gene Ontology annotation, molecular function: galactoside 2-alpha-L-fucosyltransferase activity. Bases 1075 to 2247 code for a protein of 390 amino acids. NCBI's taxonomy places the organism in Eukaryota, Metazoa, Chordata, Mammalia, Primates, Cebidae. Gene Ontology annotation, cellular component: membrane. Gene Ontology annotation, biological process: carbohydrate metabolic process. The transcript has 2 exons.